Strongylocentrotus purpuratus (purple sea urchin) is the source of this 3454-nucleotide messenger RNA. RefSeq lists its product as uncharacterized. Bases 424 to 1410 code for a protein of 328 amino acids. The transcript is spliced from 5 exons. The record is from RefSeq and is a predicted model, not a curated record. Lineage: Eukaryota; Metazoa; Echinodermata; Echinoidea; Camarodonta; Strongylocentrotidae.
CCUUCUUCCUCCGGCAGGAAAAGUGCUAUUCAUUUCUUACAACACAUGUCAGUGCGUGGUUAUUUAUAGACAUACCUACCUCCUCUCUCUCUCUUUGCCAUUGACUUCGAUUCAUUUUCAUCAUGAAGAACUCUGAAUUCUCUAUUCGAAAUUAUUAUCGUCCGAAGUGAGCUGGACCUUCAAUUUUUCUACUCGUUAUGGAAUUUUGAAAAGUAUUUCAUCUAGAAAAGGAAGUUGUAACUUUAGGAGUUUUUGAGUAGGAGUAACGUUUGGAGUACACCGUGCACAGAGGGCAAGGCUGGAGCCCACAGUGUGACGUCACAGAUAUGUUUCCCGCCCAUAUUAGAUCAGCCUAAAAUCAACCCUGAGAAGGAUAGUGCGCGACUGCAUGCUGGGUCGUCUGAUUCAUACUUUAGUCAUAAAAUGGACUCAAAAUCUGGAAACUGCGCGGGAGCAGUCUUAAUCUUCGUAGGAAUCAUGUUAUUUGGAGUAGCCCGGCUGACUGUCGCUACGCAAUGCUACAAGUGUGAAUUUUGGCCAAUCAACGGUACGGACGACGCGUGUUUAUACCCCAGUGAACUAUCAUCAGUUUGGACGGAAACCGUCGAGAUUGUCGAUUGUGAACACGCCUGCUUUGUAUCAAAUAAUUCAUUAGGAGGGCCUGAGUCGAUCCACAUCUCCCGUGGCUGCUACCAGGAUGAGUACUGCCCUGAUAUGUGCCUCAUUGACCCCCUCGAUGGCUGGGAGUCGUGUACACACUGCUGCGAUGAUGAUCUCUGUAACUAUCUCCUACCCGAAGACAACUUCGAAGACAGUAUGUGGUGCUACGACUGCGGUAGUCAUGAUAUCGACUGUGUGAAUCCCUCAAUGGAGACCACAGUGAGAACGACGUGCGACACCGCCUGUGAGAUGAAUGUCUACAUAUCUAAACAGACGACUGUGAUGAGAGGCUGUGCCCUGAGUGAAGACGAUUGUAAUGAUUGUGAUGAUAAGGAAGAUUGUACAUUCUGCUGUGAGGGGUCUUUCUGUAAUGACGCCCCUCCUGACGUCAUCGCAAGGCAAUCCAAUUUAACGCAAGACUGUUUCUCAUGUUAUUAUAGUCCUGAUGCAUUCGAGGUACAGGACAGUAGUGCGUGCGGCACCGAGUUUGAUCCCAAUGGUGUGGGUGUAGAACUCAUACAAUGUUCAGGUGUUUGCAAGAAAAUCGUAUCUGGCCAAUCGAUUGAGCGAUCUUGCGUUCAUAACUUGGAAGAAUGCAACUCUGGAUGUCGUCUGUUUGGUUCAUGUACAUACUGCUGUGAAGGAAACAAUUGUAAUACUGGACAUCACAGUGUAAAUAUCAACGUUUUAUUACCGUUAUUGACAACGUUUCUUGUUGCCUUCACGAUACAAACGCGGCGGCACCUGUAGUCCAAAUGGAAGGGCACUCAAAACAUUUGUAUUCUACGUACUUUAGUGCUCAGCGUUUUCGACGAACGUAAUUCACAGUGUUUGGAUGGACGAUGUGCUGAUCACUAGAAGAUAGACUCUGAUAGGAAGAGGAUGUUGGAAAUCAGGACAUUUGUUUCGUGUCUGAUGCACUGUUUCUUCACUAGUUCUUUGCCAUGAAGGCCGACAUGACGGAGGCGUUGUUCGUAGUGUGGACACUGAGCGAAAUGACUUCGAAAAUACCUCACUGAAUAUUUUGACAGGAUAUCGUUGAUCGUUCGGGAUGACAAAAUGGCUCCACGGUUAAUGCGACACUUGGAGAAACGAUGGACGCAACGUCACGAAAAUGAUACUUUUACACGAUCUUUUUCUUUCUCAUUCCCAAGGUCGGGUGUUGAAUUAAUGAAGAAAUAAAAACCCUGAAAGAAAGACGGUGUACAUUUUUUUUUCAUUCUAUAUUGUUCAAUUAAUGAUGUGGGGCCCGUCUUACAAAGAGUUGAUAUCAACCGCAACUUAUUUGUGAUCGAUAUCAAUCGUAUCUAUGUACAUAAAAGAUAGGAGACUGCAAACUUGCGAUUGAUUGGAGGCCUUUCGAUUAAGCCCUCCCCUCUGAAGCUGAACUUUGGGGGGAUUUUUUAAAACUGGAUUCAUGCGAUUUGGUUAAUACUUUUAGGCGAAAUUUAAAUGAAAGCCUUUACGUUGAGCAUGUUAUCAUAAACAUAUGCAUAACAUUAGAGUAGGCAGAUGAUAUACAUUGGCCGGUUACCCUUUGUUCAAAUAUUGGGGAUUUAUCCCCCUAUUCCCUCGGGAUAUCCACCUAUGACUAUGACUGUAUGUACCUCUUUUUUCUUUAUCAACACAUACGUGUAGUUUUCUUUUUCAACAGCGCAUACAUAGAAUUAUGAGGUCAACAUAAUUAUAAGGACAUCGUCAUUUCUCUGUUUAUAUUCUCGGCUAAACAGUGGCGUGUCCAGAGGACCGUAGCACAAAGCUUAGUAAGUGGUCGUAUGAUAGAUUGUUGCGAUUGGUAGUGUUGAUCACUCUCUCAAGCAAUCGAUCGCAAAUAAUCAAUCGUACGAUCAAUUGCAGAGCUUUGUGUUAGAGCCUAGGAUAAAACAGACGUGCGCCCCUGUUUGGAGGCCAAGAAAACAUGGAAAAUAAUUAUUCACUAUCCAAUGUCAUCUACAGCUGCACAGGGAUCUAGGCAUAUAAUUCACAUAUACACACACACACGCACAAACAAACACAAGCACGCGCACGGUUCCUAUAAUCUGGGAGUGAUUCCGCUUGCCAUCCCGGUUGUUUCUGUUUUUUUUUAUGUGACGCCACUAAUUAUGAUGUCUUCAAAAUAUGGACUAGAAAUCCCCUUGGCAUUAUACAUUUCGGAGGUUCUAUUUAUUUAAUACGUAGGGUAAUUCAGGUAUAAAAUGAGUAAAUUGAAUAAUUGUUAAUUACUCUUCACCAUUCCAAUCAUUAGCUCUUCAUUUCAUUUUAGUCGACAUGUUGUCUUAGAUAUGUUUCCACGCAAUCAUAAAAAUAUUGAGAACACAAAAAUUAUUGUUAUCCUAGUCCCAGGAUUCAAUCUUCUAGUUGAUAUUAUAUACCUCACUAAAGAAAUCCAGCAAUCUGAUAUAGGUCAAAAUUGCAGUCGUGAUUUUAGCCAUUCCCGUAAAGAAACGAAAAAUCCCAAAACCAUCUAAUAGUCCAAGAAUAAAAUCCCUCAAAAUUCCAGUUACCAGGAAAAUAAUAAAAUAUUGCUGCGAUACCCAUUGGUUUACGUGUUAAAAUGUUCUUUGAGCGAGCGCGGACAACAUACAGUCCUUUUUUUUCCCUGCGAUUCCCAACUGAUCGAAAAUUUCAGGCAUUUUUCCGACGCUGAUAAACAGACAGUUUCUCAGAUAUUCCGUGAUGUUUUAACCAAUCUUUACUCGAUAACAGGAUAAGGCAAUAAUUCGUGGUAGAUUUUUGUUUGAAUUCGGCAUAUAAAAGGGAUAUCGACUGCUUUAAUACUCGAGGAAUGGCUGUU